AUGGGAUCCUCAAAACUUCUGUUUCUACAUGUACUCUCCGCACUUGUAGCAUUGAUUACUGCUCAAUCCGGAUGCCGCUGUGGUGACGCAGCCUAUCUUGCGAUUCCCCGCGUCAAUCUCUCUGCUACGGAACAGAUAAAACCAUGUGCACCUUAUAAACUGAUCGAUGCCAGGGGCUCCGGGGAACCACAGGGCGUAUCCCUUAUGUUUCAGGUCGCAAUACAAAACGUAUUAGCGAAGAAUCUCGAUGCCGUGAGCCAGUCUGUCGUAUAUCCUGCUGGUUUCGACCAAAAUGUCACUGCUGGUGUACAAAACGUCGUCGACAUCAUAAAGUACGGCCUGAAAGACUGCCCGGAUCAGGGAUAUUUCCUAUUUGGAUACUCACAGGGCGCAACUGUCGUUCAAGAGGCUUUGAACGAACUCGGAAAUGCGUCAGUGGUGGCGGUAAAGAGCGUCGUUCUUGUUGGCAAUCCAUACCGCAUACCUGGACGACUUUCCAACGUAGACAGCCAAGGUCGCGUUGAUAAUCGUACGGCGUAUGGCCUGUUUGCUACGCAGUCGCUGCAGUCGAAUGGCAGUAUUCCUACGUACAGCGACAUCUUCGACCGUAGUGGGAAGGUCCAGGAUAUCUGUUUGGAGAACGACAUUGUGUGCGCAGCCGAUCCAGACUGCGAUUGCCAACUUGCGAGUGAUCAUCUGUCGUAUGGGUUAAUGCAAUCGGUGCAAGAUCUGAUAGUUGAGCAUGUGGUUUCUCAAUUCUAA
Molecule: messenger RNA, 762 nt
Organism: Alternaria atra
Lineage: Eukaryota; Fungi; Ascomycota; Dothideomycetes; Pleosporales; Pleosporaceae
Exons: 3
Coding region: 1-762 (253 amino acids)
Molecular function (GO): hydrolase activity
Source: RefSeq, a predicted model, not a curated record